UAAGUUGUUCCAUCAGAAUUUGAAUUUUAAACGGCUCUGAAUUUGUCUUUGUGAAUUAUUUUACUCUGAAAAAGAGCAUCUGAAUUUUUUUUCUUCUGAAUUUGAAGCACUGAAAUUUCAGUGUAUAGUUUUCAAUGUGUUUAAAAUUUCAAUUUUUUUAAAAUUAAAAAUCAUCUAUAAAAUACUGGAUGUAUUUUUUUUCAAACCCUCAAAUACGACUGUCUAAAUUCGCAUUGUAAAAUACGAUGAAGAAAAAUGACCCAGCCAACAUCCGGGAUACUGAGGCAUUUGCAAUCGCUCUUGCAGAGUCGAUCUAACUUCUAGCCAAUCACGCAACGGUAUAGUAGUCACGGGAACAACCACAAGUCCACGGACGGAAAUGGCAGCCGGUGGCCGCUCUUCGGAUAGUCAGGCUGAAAUAGUGCAGUCAGCAAGGCGUUUAUUACAUUUGCUGACUUCGUCUGAAAGACAGUCAAGUGCAGCAAUUCAAGCCUCAAGUCAAGAUAACGGAGUUGAUCAACAAGGAGGGAUACGGGACCAUGACCGUCACUUUGUACCAGCUACUCGACCUACUCUUCAAACAGAAAUGACAAGAACUUUUCCAGGCCUUUUUACAAAAGGAAAAGGGAAACGACGAUUUCCUGCCCCAGUACUUAUUCCGGCCAAAAAGUGCAAGCUGCUGGAAGUGUCUUUUUACCUCCUUCCAAAACAUUGUGACAGGACACCCAGUGAACUUGAAAAAGUCACACAUAUGCAAGCAGGAUUGGGCCCCAGGACUGCUCAUCUAGAUGAGAGCAUCACCCAUGAGGAGCUAUGUGAUGCCCUCAAAGCUUUAUAUCCAAAGUUGCGCACACUGUCUGGUGGAUGGCUACUUUAUAAAUCUACAGGUGGAUGGGGUAGCCGUAAGCUCGCCCUUGUGUCACCCGAUGAUGCUGGGUAUACAGGCAGAUUGUUGAAAUCUGCUGCACAAGGGGGUAAAAAACUGUUCAUAGUCCCACUUCAGGAGGACCUUGAUACAAGUCCACUGGAACUAACUGAUGAAGCAUUCAAGGGCAUGGCAAAGGCCAUGUGCCAGAAGUGUGGAGUAGAUGUUCCUCUGCAGCUUCUUAAGGAUCACGUCAACUCAUGCUCAGUCAUUGAAAUUGAUGGUGAACAGCCUGUUGAGGAUACAAGUCAUCUUGUUGGGGAAAAAUCUGUGUCAUGUCCAGUUUGCUUAAAAAUGUUUCCUACUGACUGGAUACAGGAACAUGCAUCCACAUGUGGAGAAAGUCCAGUGACACCUGCAGUCACAUCUGCCACAGUGACAUCUGCCAAAGUGACCUAUGAGGAGGACCAUGCAGCCAUUGCUGGAACCUCCACAUCAUCUGCUACUGUUACUGGGGACUGGUUAUCUUUGAGUGAUCCAAGGGAGGCCAUAUCUCAAUAUGCAAAACAUUUUCUCCAAAACCAUGCAAUGGACAGCCCAUUAAUUCUCAGCAUGGACAUUAGAAAAAGUCUUACAGAGCAGGACAUGGCCCUCAUCUCCUUUUAUAAGCAAAAAAAUGUGGAAUGGGCCCGUCCACUGAAAUGCAGACUUGAAGGGGACACAGCUGUAGGACAUGGUGUUGCGCGCUUUUUCUUUUCCACGUGCAUGGAAAAACUGAAGUCAGGUUUUCACAUACAUUUUGCAAACUGCAGUGUUACUCGACUUUUUGAAGGGGAGCCAAGUCAUCUUGUCCCAUCAGCUUCACACUUUCUGGUUGAAAGCGACCUCUUCCUCAUGGCGGGGAGGAUGAUGGGUCACUCCUUCCUCCACGGAGGACCUUGUCUGUCUGGCCUCAGCCCUGCUAUUGUUCAUGUUCUCCUUGGAGGCACUCCUGAAACGUGUACAGUCACCCUGGAGGACUGUCCUGACUUGGACAUCCGUGACACCAUCAGGCUUUUGGAAGGUGAGUCAAACCUGUCUGAGAAGGAUAAAGUAGAGAUACAGGAUUUGGCUUUUGCUUGGGAUCUUCCUCCCCUGACUGAGGGCAAUCGAAAAUGGCUUUUUUGAAAAACUUUUAAUUCAUGCUGUGAUUGGGCGAGUAAUAAGACAGAUUAAGCAACUCCGCCGGGGACUAAAAGAAACACCAAUAUGGACCAUGCUCACCCAGAGACCAGACACAGUAGAUUUGAUCCUCCCCACAGAGGAAGCAGGGAUUAUCUGCCCUCAGGUUCUUCUGCAGCGAAUCAAAUGGCCACAGGCAGAUGAUGAUGACGAUGACUGCCCAGUUGACACCAAAUGUCGUGUGUCUGGCUAUCUCCGGGAGUUUAUCACUACAGUAACACCAGCUGAACUGCAAAGCCUAGUCAAAUUCUGGACUGGCUGGGAGGUCUUGCCAUCGAGUCUGUCUGUAGAAGUGGGAGCAGGAAGAUAUAUUACUGCUUCAACCUGCUACGAGACCCUGCGCAUCCCAUGUCACUACAAAGAUUAUGCUGCGUUCCAGAGCGACAUGCUUGUUUCUAUCUCCACUUGCCAUACAGGAUUUGGUUUGGUGUGAAUUGUUAUGUUCUCCUAAUGUUAAUGUUGAAAAGAUAUUUUGUCAUCUGUUCACAUGGAAGCAACUGGUUUGAGUUGCUCAGGCAAGAUUUUAUUACAAGCUGAGUCAAGGGUUUAGUCUCUCAAAUUGUGUUUCUGGUUCUGUCACAGGUUCAUUAUGAACUGGUUUUGUGC
Boleophthalmus pectinirostris (great blue-spotted mudskipper) is the source of this 2692-nucleotide messenger RNA. RefSeq lists its product as uncharacterized. The record is from RefSeq and is a predicted model, not a curated record. Gene Ontology annotation, molecular function: ubiquitin-protein transferase activity. The transcript is spliced from 15 exons. The coding region runs from base 380 to 2032 and encodes 550 amino acids. NCBI's taxonomy places the organism in Eukaryota, Metazoa, Chordata, Actinopteri, Gobiiformes, Gobiidae.